Suillus bovinus is the source of this 2516-nucleotide messenger RNA. RefSeq lists its product as uncharacterized. The transcript is spliced from 6 exons. Bases 344 to 2305 code for a protein of 653 amino acids. Gene Ontology annotation, molecular function: protein binding. NCBI's taxonomy places the organism in Eukaryota, Fungi, Basidiomycota, Agaricomycetes, Boletales, Suillaceae. The record is from RefSeq and is a predicted model, not a curated record.
UUUUCGCGACCUCUGCCAUACCAAAGACUAUCAAAUCAGUAAAACGGGGAGGUCCACGGAACUUACACCAAGCGGUCUAUGAUCGGCAAAGAGCCUGGUGCCCUGCGGAGUCUGCAAAAGUGGUCUCCUCCCCCGCAUUCAAGAGUUCCGCAUCCACGUCCGAGCUCGAAAGGCGAGUGCUUACGCUACAAAAUAUGCAAGUACCAUCAGAUGUCCCGGAAGCAACUUCGGAGUCUGUCGCGCGCUCUCUCUCUUACACGGAUGAGGAGCUAUCCUCCAUCUCUCUGAAGAAGACAGGGAUACACCUGCCAUAAUUGAAGUAAGAGAACGGGUGCAAAUUUACAUGCGCGAUGGAGAUUUUUCUAGUGCGGAAAGGGCAGUAGAGUCUUUGAAGCUUUCUGGUGUCACACCACCUGAAGACAUCAUCAACAUCAUGCUUAGACAUCACGCACUGCACGGAAAUAUAGAACGAUUGGAAGGAUUCAUGGUAAAUAUCUUAACCGGCAAACCUUCCGAGACUCAACGAGAUCUGCACAUCAAGGCCUACCUGCGUGACCCGGCCGUCUUUGCGUCGCGCGCAUUUCCCACUCGUGCCAUCGACCUUCUGCACAAGUAUGAGGCUUCUGGGCUCCAUGCUCCCAUGAAGUCUUAUACGCGUAUCAUAUCUUCGCUAUUAUCUGUCCGCCCCUCCCCUUCACCUCCUUCGAUAUCCUCAACACCGGACGUACCGUUGGGACGACUGGCGGCAAAUUCACAAGCUUGGGACCUUUUCGCUCACAUGCGCUACGUGGCGCACCCGACACCAGAUGCUCAUCUCUACGCGGUAAUGAUCCGUACCUGUGCUUUGACUCCUUUAGCUCCCGAACCUGAGCGUGCCCUAGACCUGUGGACUGAGAUGCUCGAUGCGGGGAUUGUGCCGACCCUUGGGGCAUACGACGCAAUCAUCCGCGUUUGUGCGAAGGCUGGAGGAGAAUGGGUCUCUGAAGCCAUCCGGUUUGCACGGCAAAUGCGCGACCGCUUUGGAGGCAGUUCUUCUGAAGUCGGUGGUGGGGACCUUCAAGGGGUUGGUGGGCUGCGUACUUGGACGGCUCUGCUGGAUGGCUGUAAGCGCGUGGGCGAUUUGGGGCGGGCUAGAUGGAUCCUGGCAGAAGCUGUAAGAGCUGAGGGUUUAAAUGAGGAGAUGAUGCAACACAUGUUCCACGCUUAUGCCGCGUAUAGACCCCCAUUCAAAAGGGGUGCAACCAGGAUCUUGGACGACGGUGCGGUUGUAGCACGAGCACCAGCUGCUCCUCCAAAACAAGACGGAUUGCUAGCAAGCGCUACUGACUGCUCAUCAGACUUGCCUUCAGAUUGCGAUACAGUCCCGACCGAUUUCUCGCAUAUGGGUACCAUGCCUUCCUUUUCACACCUCCCGCCCCAAUCAUCAGGCGAGGUCAUUGCAGAGGCUCGGGCUCUCUUCCAAAGAAUUCUUCAAGAUACCAACCCUACCUCUCAUUCAUCCCCUAACAUGCCUCUUGGCCCUCUCGCUGGAAAAUUCAAUGUCAGACUCACACCACGCCUCUUCAAUGCGUACAUGUCCGUGUAUUACUCGCAUGCGAGUCUCGAAAGUGCGCGUGAUGUAUUUGAGAGGCUGUUUUCUUCUUUUGGCGUUGGCCUUAUGGGUGAUUCACGCACUUAUGUCGACGCACUCGAGAAGUGUGCACUUGCAAGGCCGCGUGAACGUGACAUUGCAGGAAAAUGGGUUGAUGAGUUAUGGGCGCGCUGGGAAGAGCUUGAGCGCAAGUGGGUCGAUGGGUUCACAGAGACGACAGUGACUGCCAGGCUGGUCGAGAGAGCGCACACUAAUGUCAGAAGAGUUCACCUUUUAAAUGGUGAUGUUGAUCGUGCAAUUGCACUAAUCCGCAUGUUUAUAUCGCGGUAUCCUCCGACCGCGCUACUACCUCUAGCCCGCAAUCCAUCGUCUGCUCAUAUAGAUGCUCCCAGUCAAGAUGCCAUUAAAAAACGUACAAUCACCCUCUUUGCGAAACCACCCAUCCUCUCGACACGUACAGUUCUCAGUAAUUCAUCCGCUACGCCUCGCCCCCUUGUGCGCCUCACAUCAGCCAUUGGUACACCUGACGAGCGUGUCCCACCCUUGUUAAGUUUUUCGGAUGUGGAAUUGCUACAUGCUCGUUUGGUAGAGCAGGGUAGGGGCAAAGAGGUGGGAUUUCUCAAGUGGGCAUGUAAGGCGUAUGAGGGAGCACUGAGAACUCGUAGGGAAGCUGUUCUUGGAGCGCGGGUUCCGGUUGGGGAGGAUGUUCGAUGAGAGGUGACUAUCGUCCCUAGUAUAUCUAAGUGAAUUAAUUGCGGUUCUAAUUAGGGAGAGCAGUUCGAGUUGCAGAUACCGAUGGGCCGACUGCCUCGUGCAUUACAGAUAUGAUACCUUCCUACCGAUUUUCAGAAGUCACACACAGUUACGACAUUCAUGCAUUAUGAUGAUCCAAACAGUCGAUGGAGGUCACAAAUGAGGAUCGCUU